GGUAUAGAUGUGAACGAGAGACGGUGAUAGUUUUCCUGUUAUUAAUAAACAAGCCGGCGGUGUGUGUGUGUGUGUGUUGGGAUUAAAAACGCAAAGUGUAGGAACCCAAGGAGACAAGCAGGAUGGGUUUACUUCUGUCUCUGAGUUUAACCUGGAUGUUCCUGCUGGCUUCUGCACUGCUAUCAGAGCAGAUGAAGAUUCAGCCACUGAUUUAUGACGAGCAGUUGCUGUGGGUGCGUAGCGGUGCGGGUCAGGUGAACACGUAUCGCAUCCCUCUGCUGACGUUCACGCCUCGAGGUAGCCUGCUGGCUUUCACCGAGGCCAGGAAAGACUCGUCAGGUGACAUCGGAGCAAAGUUCAUAGCGAUGAAACGUUCCACAGACAGAGGAGCUACCUGGUCUCCUACGUCCUUCAUAGUGAACGACGGCGACCUGGUGGACGGCUUGAACCUCGGCUCGGUUGUAGUGGAUGAACAAACGGGUGCUGUGAUCCUGAUCUACUCACUGUGCUUUCACCAGUACCAGUGCAGCCCGUCCAGCACCAUGUUAGUGCAGAGUGUGGAUGAUGGUUUGUCCUGGGGCGCGCCUCGCAACCUCUCUGUCGAGCUGGGAGUGAAGAGCUUCGCACCCGGGCCAGGAUUCGGCAUUCAGAAACGCUUGAAUCCAGCAGCAGGCCGUUUGGUGGUGUGUGGUCACGGCACUAUCGAGGGCAACGGGGUGUUCUGUAUCCUGAGCGACGAUCACGGGCGCACGUGGAGGAACGGGGGAUCACUGAAGAGCAUCCCUUAUAACCAGCCCAAACAAAGCCAAGACUUCAACCCUGAUGAGUGUCAGCCGGUGGAGCUGCAGGACGGCAGCAUCAUGAUCAAUGUGCGAAACCAGAACAACUACCACUGCCACUGCAGGAUGGUGGUGCGGAGUCUGGACGGAGGAGAGACCCUGCCCGUGGAGGAGCUGACGUUCGACCAUACGCUGGUGGACCCUGUAGUGGCGGCUGGAGCGCUGCAGAAGGAGGACGUGCUGUACUUCAGCAACCCGGCCAACGCCAAGGACAGGGUAAACAUGACUCUCCGCUGGUCGUAUACGAACGGGACGACGUGGGAAAACGAGGCGGUGCAGAUCUGGGCCGGGCCGAGCGGCUACUCCUCCAUGACAUCCAUUAACGGCAACUCGGUCGAAGAUAGAAAGUAUAUCUACCUCAUCUACGAGAAGGGCCACAAAGAAAUCAUCGAGACCAUCUCUAUCGCCAAAAUCCACCUGUACGGCGGCAGGUAAAGGGAAAAAAAAGGAUAACAGAAAUGUCUGUUGAACAUUGGACCUUUAAGAGUGGAGGAAAGGUGUGCUCUGAGUUUGCAGUAAUUUACAAGUUUAUUUGCUUGCUGAUCAAAGAGUGUAGGUGAUGAAUGAUUUUUUUUAAUUAUUCAUUAAAUUCCACCUUUUUUAACACAACUGAUAAUCCAGCACAAGUACACAGACCGGAAAGUCCUGGGAGAACUGCUUGAUCAACUGUCUUCCAAACCUACAGAAACCUGAAGUAUUAACAAUAGAUCUAGAGCCACGUUCGUUAUUUUUACAAAUAAUCAUGUAAAAUGAUUCAUAAAUUUUGUUAAUCUCUACUUUUAAAUUGUAAUGUUCAAAAUUUUGUGGUUUAACAGGGACAUAUUAUUAUUAUAAUUAUUUUUAUUAUUAUUAUGGUCCUUUUUUUUUUUUUUUUAGCAGGUAGGUUUCUAAGGUUCCCGAAUUGCCCUUCAUUUUUCACUCCUGUUCCAUACGCUCCGUUUCAGUGUCUGUAGCUUUAUAUGAAAACCAGCUGCUGUUUACUCCAUGAACCUUUAUGGAAGAGUGUUUUUCAAGCCAAUCAGAAAGAAAAAAACAGUGGGGAACAAUAAAAAAUAUUUCAUCCCAUUUAUACUGAUUUUAAUUUAAUUUAAAUUUUUAUUUAAAUUACGUUUUAAAUUUGUUUAAAUUAUGUUUGUUCCAUAAGGUGAAAUUAAUUGGCUUGUUUACAUUUUUUUCUAAUUUGUUGUGUGUAUGUAUACACACACACCUUGGUGACCCAUCUUAAGAUUUUCAAAUGACUAAAAAAUGAAUUGAGCUUAGUACGUCCGUCCCAUUUAAGGUUACUUUUUACUAGAUUUUUAUUCAUUAUUGUCCUCAUUAUUCCAGUUUACCACAAACAAAAUUGCACGUCUAAGCUAUUGCAGCUAUUUUCUUUUUUUUUUUACAAUAACGCACAAAGCCUCUUAGUAAUAAAAUAAUCUAUCCGAACUGCACAUUUUAUAUCACAUGACAGCCAUUACCACCUGAGCUUCUACAUAAUCGUGUGGGUUUUCUUUCCUUUUUUUUUCCUCUUCGGUCACAUGUGCUUGCUGAAAUGUUUGUACGAAUUGGAACUCUGUAAAACGAGUUCAUCAACUCAGGUGUCUUUUGUCCUCCGGUUAUUUAUUUUUUUCUGUAUGACAGAAUAGGAAAAGAAAACAAUUUCACCUAGUUUUUUGAAUCAACAGAUCUGCAUUCUAUUCCAGAUUUUAUAUUAAACAUAUUUUCCUUUAGAAUUAUGUCAAUGAUAUAAUUUGUGUGUGCAUGGGCAACAGUUCUCAUUCUGUUUGUGUCGAGAGUUAAGUGUGCAUUGUAUAAACCACUAAUUGUGAUAUAGAUCAGUCAUCCAUGUGUUUUUAAAACAUUCUGUACCUUCAGGAUAUAAAAAAUAAAAUAAAAAAUCCAUAGAAGCCCCAGAUCAUGGGUCGUGCAAUGACAUUUUCAAUUUUUCUCCUUUUUAUUUUUAUUAUUUUUUCAAAUUAUACUUACAUACAUAACCUUAGAUUGUUUUUUUCCCUACAAGGUUUCUCUGCUCUUAAAAAAGUAAAAGCUUUGAAUUAACAAGUACUCAACCCUACUGUACAUGUUAACAGCAUAGCAUAUGAUCGUUAAGGAUUACCUAAUCAUUUACUUAAAGUGUAUUUUUAAUAAAUAACUUGCAUUUGGUCUAAAAUUUGGGUAUCAUCAUUGUACUUUUGUUCAUCAGAGUUAUUAUUUUGAAAAAAAAAACAUAUAUGUUAUAUUAUUACUUUGUUUUUUUCUCAUGAUUUUUAUGAAAAUCCAAGUAUGAUGCGCUCAUGUAACAGAGUUGAGUCUUACACUAAAUAAAAAAAUGUUGGUUUUUUUUUUUUUUUUAUCCUACAGUAUAAAAGAUGACUUGUGCAGGAAAAAUGGUUCAAGCAUGAUUAAAUCUUAUGUUUCGAGAUGAGGCUGUUGUGACGGACACUUUACCUGUGGCUUUUACCUUUACAAAUGUAUUUGUAAAUAUAAUAUCCGUGACAUAAAUGGCAAUAAUAAUUUAA
Clarias gariepinus (North African catfish) is the source of this 3340-nucleotide messenger RNA. Its product is annotated as sialidase-1-like. The record is from RefSeq and is a predicted model, not a curated record. Gene Ontology annotation, biological process: ganglioside catabolic process; oligosaccharide catabolic process. Gene Ontology annotation, molecular function: exo-alpha-sialidase activity. NCBI's taxonomy places the organism in Eukaryota, Metazoa, Chordata, Actinopteri, Siluriformes, Clariidae. Gene Ontology annotation, cellular component: membrane; lysosome; cytoplasm. The transcript has 6 exons. Bases 123 to 1274 code for a protein of 383 amino acids.